GCUUAUCUAAUAGCUGACAGGAACGUGCCACCAAGGGAGACGCUGGACGGCUGUCCGCCCGCUGACCCCAACUGUCACCCUUCCUGUAUCGAGUACGUCGCCCACUGCAGAUACUGCCGGUGCACGAAUGCUGGCAGCAAAAUAGAUUCCGGUAGUUCAAGCUUUUCUUCUGGGAUGUCCACUGAUCACGAAUGGAAUGCGGGUUUCGAGGAGGGGUCCUGGUCAGACAAGAUGGACUCAAGCAGUGGUGCAUGGAGCCACUCAGAUAGCUCUGGGUACGGCGGCGGCAGUGGCGGCAGCGGCAGCGGCUCAAACACGGAGACCAUCCGGUACGUCGUGGUGGAAAAAGAGCCUUCGUAUUCGGAAUCCAUCUAUCCUGGCGGUGGCAUGGGGUCCAUGCACAGCAUGCCGAAUCCAUUCCCUGACGGUGGCAUGGGCCCAAUGUCACACUCGCCGUUUUCCAAUUCCAUGCUCCCCUCACUAGGUCCAGGUAGCAAUGAAGUAAUAGACACGAAUUCCAUGCACGGAGCCGUGGUCCACGUGCCUCUGGUGUCCCCUGGGCAGCCCAAGUACUGUGUGCGCUGUAGGAUUAUCAGCUGUCCGACCUCGUGUGAACGUGUGGACGAGUACGGGUGCCACAGUUGCCCCUGCGCACCCUCUCGGUUCCAGACAAUGCCCAUAAUGCGCGACUGUUCGAACCCCGAGCCGCGGCACCAGCCGGACUGCUUGGCAACAAAACUAUGCGUCGAGUCAUGCCAAGAAGCCUACCAAUUGGGCGAGGUCGGGUCUGACGGAUGCCGGUCAUGCAAGUGUAUUCGCCGAGCCGCCGCUACGACCCCCAGUCCCGAAGGCGCUAGCUGCCCGGCCACGCUGGCCUGCAUGCUCAAGUGUACAGACGGAUACGUGCUCGGCGAGACCGACUCCCGCGGCUGCCCCUCAUGCAAGUGCCUCUCCAAGGGUCUACAGCAGCCAAACAGCAACAAGGAUAACAACAGCAACAAAAACAACAAUAAUGAGGGGAACAACAAAUGGAACACAGAUACUUCCAAUAGUAACAACAACAAUAACAACAACAAUAACGGAGGAAAGAAGAAUUGCAAAGACGGAUCCAGCGGAAUGCUCGCAAGUACGAACGGCAUAGGAAGCGGCAAGUGUGAGCCCCCGCUGUGUCUCAGCGGCAGUAUGUCAGUGGAUCAGGCGAUGCAGAUGGGAAAGGAUAGCGCUGGGGGCGGGGUGGGGGCAGGAGGCGGCUGGGGAGGCGACGACUGCGGAGAAGGUAACAUGGACGGCGGCUCAUUCGGGGGAAGUUCCGGCUCUGGCUAUACUGACAUGGGCGGCAGUUCCGGCUCUGGCUAUAUCGACAUGGGCAAACUGUCGGGUAUGACCGGAUCCGGGUCCUCGGGUAUGGGUGGAUCCGGAAGUAGCGGUGGCAAUCCUUUCAUGAACUCUAUGAGCGGCGCUGGGGCUGGUGGUGCUGGUAUGGGCGGAGGCGGUGGUGGGAUGGGCGCCAUGGGCGGCGGCGGUGGUGGGAUGGGCGCCAUGGGAGGAGGCGGAGGUGGAGGAGGCGGAGGAAUGCCCUUCAGUCCGUUUUCCUCGGCCAUGUCGGGUGGCGGGCCUGGCAUGCCAAGUGGGGGACCAGGAGGCCCAAUGGCGGGCGGAUCUAGAACAGGAGGAUCUGCAAUGGGUACGGCUUCAGCAGUGUCGGCAACUGCCUACAAUAAGGAUUGUGUUGGUGCCGAGUGCUCGGCUAAGAACGGCAUGCAACACAAGGACUGCCCGGACCUGAUCCACUGCCUGGUAACGUGUGACGGCAGCUACAAACUCGGGGCGCUCGGGGCAGACGGCUGCCAGACCUGCUCCUGUACGUAACUCGACACACAGCGGACAGCCAAUGUCUGUCGACAUUUUCAAGGAAACAAUAGGCUUCUUAGCCACCGAUUUUUAUACAUUUUCAUACCUUUUGGUGAUGUGAAUUUAUUACUAAAAACAUUUUGAUUGAACAACCUUCCAAAAAUUGUAAUUUGCUGUAAAUGAAAUAAACAUAGUACUUAAGUGUU
Molecule: messenger RNA, 2057 nt
Organism: Dreissena polymorpha
Lineage: Eukaryota; Metazoa; Mollusca; Bivalvia; Myida; Dreissenidae
Exons: 13
Coding region: 175-1869 (564 amino acids)
Molecular function (GO): serine-type endopeptidase inhibitor activity
Source: RefSeq, a predicted model, not a curated record